GAACCAAAAUUGCAAUCCCCACAAUACCACAUUAGAACAUAAUCAUAAGCUUAUAAAUAACACAUCAAAGAAGCUGAAUUUUCACACACACAAAAAAUCAUCACAAUUUUGUAUUAAUUCUAUUAUAUUACUAUAUAUUAUUAUUAAUAUGGAGACAGUUACAAGCAUGGUAGGUGAAAAGCCAGUGGUGAUAUUCAGCAAGAGCACAUGCUGUUUGAGUCACUCUGUAACAUCACUGAUACGUAGCUUUGGAGCAAACCCAAUUGUUUAUGAGCUUGAUAAAAUCACAAAUGGGUCACAGAUUGAAAAUGAGUUGAUUCAAAUGGGUUGUAAACCAAGUGUACCUGCUGUUUUUAUAGGACAACAAUUCAGAGGUGGUUCUAAAAAAAUCAUGAGUCUUCAUGUCAGGAAUCAAUUAGUUCCUAUGUUGAAGGAUGCAGGGGCUAUAUGGAUUUGAGUUAUAGACUCAAGAAUAUAUAUAGUUUGUUGCAUUAAUUAAUAUUUCAGAGAUCAUGAAUAAUAUGAAUUUAUAUAUAUAUAUAUAUAUAUAUAGUCAGUGUUGUUAAUUAAUUAACGUAAUUUUGUAGUCGUCAUGCUUAGUUAAGAUGGUAUAUUAAAGUAUAUUAUAGAGCCUAAAUAAACUUGUAUGGUUUUGUGUA
Cicer arietinum (chickpea) is the source of this 659-nucleotide messenger RNA. Its product is annotated as monothiol glutaredoxin-S6. NCBI's taxonomy places the organism in Eukaryota, Viridiplantae, Streptophyta, Magnoliopsida, Fabales, Fabaceae. The record is from RefSeq and is a predicted model, not a curated record.